UCUACUGAAUUUUAUUACAGAAUUACAGCUGACAUUUUGAAAGAAAUGGCGUCCUUCAAGAAAAUAAAUACUAAAGUAUUUGCAAGAUCAGGUUCUGAAUUAACUCCAGAUAUUAUAUAUUGGAAAAAAUAUAGUGCUCCUGUUUUAGUUAAGGAAUUUGGGCCAAUUGAUUAUAUUGAUUUUUCACCAGUAGAACCUCAUUAUUUUGCAGUCACUUGUUCAGUAAGAGUACAAGUGUAUAAUCCAAUUACAAAAUUAGUAACAAAAAAUCUUAGUAGAUUUAAAGAAGCUGCUUAUGGUGGAUCUUUUCGUAGUGAUGGCAAACUACUUUGUGCUGGUGGUGAAGAAGCUGUAAUUAGACUCUUUGAUGUCAAUGCAAAAAGUCUUCUUAGACUUUUCUCUGGACACAAAGCUGCUGUACAUAGAGCUUUCUUUACUGCGGAUAAUAUUCACAUUGCUUCAUUUUCUGAUGACAAAACUGUUAUUAUUUGGGAUAUACCUAGUGAAACACAAAUAAUAUCUUUUAAUGAACAUUCAGAUUAUAUCAGAGCUGGAGCAGUUAGUCCCAUUUCUAAUGAUAUAUUAUUAUCUGGUGGUUAUGAUAAACAUAUAUAUAUGUAUGAUACAAGAACAAGCAAAAAAAUUUUUAGUGUUAGUCAUGAAGCUCCUGUUGAAAGUUUAUUAUUUUUACCUUCUGGUGGAAUAUUUUUAUCUGCUGGAGGAACAGAAAUUAGGGUAUGGGAUGCGCUUGCUGGUGGCAGAUUACUUGCAAAAAUUACCCAACAUCAUAAAACUGUAACAUGCUUGAAAAUAGCUUCAAAUGGACAUAGAAUUUUAUCUGGUUCUCUAGAUAGACAUGUAAAAAUUUAUGAUUCUGGAACAUAUAAGACUGUUCAUUCUUUGGAUUAUCCAAAUUCUGUUCUUAGUAUAGGAAUUAGUUCAAAUGAUGAAACCAUAGUAGCUGGUAUGGUUGAUGGUUUAAUUUCUGUGAGAAGAAGAGAAGAAGAUGUAAAAACUGAAAAACCACAACGUAAAAAAGUAUCAUAUAGAUAUUCUGGAAAAAAUUUACAUAUACAUGAAGUAGAUGUUAUUGUAGAUGAAGAACUUAAAGAAAUUAUGUCUAAACAUGAUACUUAUUUAAGAAAAUUCGAAUAUUCAAAAGCUUUAGAUUCUGUAAUAGCGAGUUAUAUAAUAAAUAAAACACCACAUGUUACCGUUGCGCUCAUGCAAGAACUUAUCAGAAGGCAGGGUUUAAAACAAGCCCUUAGUGGUAGAGAUGGCAAGUCACUUGUAAAUAUUCUUAAGUUUUUAAACAAAUAUAUAGGAAAUAUUCGAUUUGGAAGAAUAUUAUUACAUGUAGCUAAUAUAUUAAUGGAUAUCUAUGAAGAUCAUUUAGAUGAACUUGCAGUAGAACCACGAAAAAUGUUCAGUACUUUAGCAGCAAAAUUAGAAGAAGAAGAAAAUUUAAUAUUAGCAUUAUCAGAAUUACAAGGAAAAUUGCAUAUGAUAUUAUCUGCUGCGGAAAUUGUACCUCCUACACCAAUAAAAGAUAUUCAAACUUUAGAACCUUCAAAUGCGGCACAAAAAAAUUUAAUUUUAAGUAUAGCAUGAAUAUAAUUUAAUAUAAAUUUGUGUAUAAAAAAUCUGUAUAUACUUUUCAUAAAUAUUUUUAUAAAAUUGAAUUAUGUUACAUAUUUUUAAUUCUAAAAAUGUUUAUUAUGGAUAUAAAUAUUUAAAAUACAAUAGACCAGAGAA
This is a messenger RNA of Apis cerana (Asiatic honeybee), 1755 nucleotides long. RefSeq names its product U3 small nucleolar RNA-associated protein 15 homolog. Gene Ontology annotation, biological process: rRNA processing; positive regulation of transcription by RNA polymerase I. NCBI's taxonomy places the organism in Eukaryota, Metazoa, Arthropoda, Insecta, Hymenoptera, Apidae. Gene Ontology annotation, molecular function: protein binding. The record is from RefSeq and is a predicted model, not a curated record. Gene Ontology annotation, cellular component: nucleolus.